AUGUUUACAGAUUAACAAAUUUCAGGGCUUUCAUCUGUGAAACAUUUGCUCUCGAGCGGGAACGAAGAAGAAUGGAAAGCGAGGAACCCUCAAUUCACUUCAAUUGCUUCGUGCAUUAUCCAGGCUUUACGGAAGAGGGGCUAGAGGAACAAACUGUCGCGCGCGGAAAUGGUAUUCAACUAUCUCCCAAGACUCAACUUUCUAGUCUCGCAGCGAGCGUUUUGAGCGAGAUGUUUCAAAAGCAAGAAAUUGACGGCAAAGUUAUAAUGAAAGCGGACAACGCGAAAGGUGAGUGCGUGAGAUUUGCUCGUCCUUAGAUUUGCAUUGUUACUCGUACCUGUACCUGUUGUAGAGUUCAGCGUCAAACUGGCCUUAAAAUACUUUUAAUGAUAUCCGUGCUCAUUUUAUUGAUCUGCUUUCAUUAGAAAUAAAAUCGGCCAUGCGCGUCCAUAUGAAAGGUGAAAACCAUCAGAAGAGAUUCCCGUUUUCGGAAGAAACAUAUCGGAAAAUACUCUCCUUACAAAGGAAUUGUUGCUCAUCCAUUGACCUGCUUUUAAAAAGAAAAUAUCACCUGGUGAAUGUUGCGUUAAUUUCAACGUGUUGUUCCAAGAAUACGGACGUUUUGAAAGGCUAGUUUUUUUAAAUCACCUUCAGUGAUGUUAAGUAUCAGAGAUGUAAUUUUCUAGAAAUAAUUUUUGUCCUUUAGAAAAAAUAAAGAAUCCUAGAGAGCUUGAGAAAACCUUCACAUCAUGAAACUCAAUAAUUAAUUACUUUUAAAUCAAUUAUCCACAUCUUUCCUGCCGCCUGUUUAUUUUCUCUUCCCCAUAGUAAGCAGUGUCAUAAAGUACCGUCUUAAACUUCUGGUGUUAUCAUGCGUACGCUGAAAGGAUGAAAAUGUUAUUUGAUUUGGCAGUGAGUAGGGGGUGAGGUGGGUAGAGAUGAAUGGCACCCCUCCCCACCCCACCCCUCACAAAGACACAUAGAAGGAAAAGGUUUCAUGAACACAAGGCUGUGCUCUAAAGAAAAAUAAAUUGAAGGGAGCGUAGUGUUCUGAACCUGCGAAAUCCAGGGUGCCCAGAAGAUAUGCUCUCUAUGAAAAAAGUAAAGUUUUCAAGGUGCUCGUGAACUAGCUACAAAUCAUGCCGAAGUUCAAUGCAUACUUUAGGUACAUUUGUGUUUAUAAGAUUGAUGUUUACUAUUUACGGCUGUUACAUUUAAUUUCCAUUCACGCUCGUUACUGCUUUGUACCACUUAAUGACAUUUAUGAAACUGAACCCCUGGGUAAUGCUCCCUUAUCUGUCAAAUAUGAUCCCCCAAAACCAAUGAAGAUUUUGAAAAUGACCCCCCAGUAAAAUGGUCAGCCCCUCUCACAGGCAAUAAGUGACCAGUCCCUUAGGUCAGCUCCUGGUUAUUUGGUAGGAGUGCAUCACAUUUUUUAUGAGCUGGUUUUACUAUCUUUGGUUUUAUUAGUGAGACAUUCAAAAUGUUGUUGAGCCUGCUAGAAUUGUAGCCAGAUUUAAUUAGUGCAAAUUUUUUUGGAAAUGACUUGAUUUGUUGGUAAAACUUUUUGUGUGGCCAAAGUUAAAACACGAUGAACAACACUUUUAAAACGGCAAAACAAAAAUGAUAGAAUACUUUUCAACAGGUCAAAGAACUGAUUUUGAAGUUGAAUAUUAUUUUACGAAACCUAAUUAUAUAGUGUUUGAGACACAGUCUUUAAAGCCAUACCUUAAUGGGACCAUGGUACAGAUUGGUGUACUGAAGCAAGAACAGCCAGUUAUAUCCUUUGAAUUCUUGAAUUCCUUUCUUACAUGAUAUUUGGUAAGGGUAUUGUUAUCAAGCAGAUGUUUUUCUUUAUUCCUAAAGUUCAAACUUCCUGGUGUGGUUUAACUCACCAUGUGAUGUACAGUCAAAGCUGCAUGACCAUUCAUAAAGAAGUUCAAAUUUCUAUCAGCUUCAUUAUCAAUUCUUCCUUUUUUCCUUUUACUGAAAGCUUCAGUAUCGUUUGUUUUCAAAGAAUUUUGUAAUUUAUUGGAUUUGUUUUUCUUCCAAGUUUCCAUUUUGAGUAGUCACACUGUAAAUUUAACAAUGCUUGUAAGCAACGUAACUGUCUUGCUCUGAAACAAACAUGAUCUUAGCUCUAAACAUGGUGGUAAUCUUCUUCUUAAUCUGUUUGUUAACAGUGUUUAUUCAAGUGCGAGACCACUGGAAACCACAUCCACUAGCAGAUUUCACUAGAGAGGGAGAUUUGGAAGUAUCUUUACAUGAAACGUUUGGAGAAAUAUUGUUUGCCAAAGAUGCUGUGAUAAGCAUUCAUGUCCAUCUGUGUUACGAGUAAGUCUGUUAUUUUAAUACAUCAUAUUACGUACCUUCUUGUGGUUCUGCCAGAACCUUGAUAUAGCAAACAACAAUCGCCUGCCUUUCGUUAAAUCAAGGUUCCACUGUAGACCAUUCUUAACCUUAAGUGACCUCUGGUAGGGUUCAUACAGAGUCUUGAAUUUUCCAGACCUGGAAAAAGUCUGGAAAAUGAAGGUAAAGUCUGGAAAAGUGGUAAGAAGUCUCGAGUUUUAUAUUCAAAGCUACAACAGGUGCUUUAUAUAAAGUCUGGAAAAAGUCUUGAAUUUUGGAUCCAAAAAUCUGUACAAACCCUGUCUGUUAGUCUCCCUCGCGGCAGUUUUUGUCUCAUCACAUAAUAGUCCUCCUCAACAAACAGCUGAUAACAUUCAAAACCACAUUCCUUUCCAAUAAUUGUUUCGUUCAUCCACAGAAAUGACCAAUCAUUUAUCAGUAAACUGAAAAUAACGCCAAUUUUUGCACAAAGAAUGCGCUUCUGUGAUUUCCGGUUGCAUCAGAGGUGUCAGCCGUGAUGGGCCAGGUUCUAUUUUGCUAAAUUAUUAAAACUGAAUCGAAGAUUGAGGUUUUGCGUGGAAAAAACUGAAAAGCACUUUUUGCCCUGAAAUGGUUGACUGUAUAAUGCUUGGUAUAAAAGCUGGAUCAAGCUGGACCAUUGAGGGAAUUUUUUUUUUGGCAAGAAACAGCUAAUUGUUAUCAGAUUAUUAGCAUUUUUCAUCAGUCCUGUCACAUGUAGACGUAGACCAGAUAAGAUUAGGUAAAGCAUACGCGUUUCUGAAAUAAUAAUCAUUUAAAGAAUUGCAAAAAACACAAAUACUGCUUUGAGUGGACAUUAGUUUCAAUUCUCACCGGGAUAAGUAGUCAAAUCGUAGCAUAUUCAAAACAAAAAAUGUAUAUGACGAGGCAAAUAUUAACAACUUUCUAGGAGACAACUUGAUGCCAUAAAUGAUAUGAUAGAAUACAGGUUUAUAAUGAUUGGAUGGCACGUGAAAGGAUUAUUUCGUGUAAAACAGUUCCAGAAAAUAGAACCAUAGCUGUGAUUGGUUCAGAUCGGGAAGGGAAUGUGGUUCAAAGGUGAGCAGCUGUUUGUUGGGGAGGAGUGUUGUGUGACAAGCCAAAAAUGGCUGCGAGGGAGACUACCUGUCUGUGGAUUGGCCUUUAAAUUUGUACUAAAAUCUUUCUUUUUUGAAAGGUUUUUUCCUGAUUUGAACAGACUAUCCAGCAUGAAAACUGGUGUAGUAGAAAAAGAAGCUCUCCCUUUAGUCUAAAGUUUCAGAACUACAAAAAAAAAUACAUUUAAUUCAGACACUUGGUUGUUUUCACCUUACUUAGAAGCAUCUGACCUGUAUACUGCACAGUAAACUCUUUUAAAGGUGGACAAUGUUGGGUUGAGCAGACAUAGAGACAUGUCUGCCUGAUUGACAGGUAGUAAAAAAAAAUGACUUAAGAGCCCGGUUAUCCAGGAUGGCUUGGCUCACGUCUUGUUUCCUUUUAAAGUUUCUGUUGUGUUUAUAUGAGGCUGGCCCGUUUGCCAAGAUCUUGGCUUGAACAACCAGGACCUUGGGAAGUUGGGUCAGCCCACCAUCUCAUAUAACACACAAGAUUGUUAUGAGGAAACAAGGCAUGAGCUGAACUAGCCCUGUGAACUUGACUGGCUCAUCUCAUGUAAAAAGACCCUUUUAAUUGCAUUGAUGUAAUUAAAUGCAGGUGGCCAUUUUAGCGAGUUAAAAUUACAAAAAAAUAGUAACUGUAUUUUUGUUAAUGCAGUAAAGAUUGGGACGACCAAAAAGUUAAGGCAGCUAUCAAAAAGCUUCUAGAACACUACAGCCAAACACACCUGGAACGUAUGAUGUGUCCUUUUUCUCAGGUAAUUUAUUUUAUUUUAACUUGGAAUCUGGAUAAACAUCGACUGUAAAAUUCCUUAAUGUACACUGAAAUGCUCUCAUUCUUAAUCUAUACAUUGUGUAUUAACAAAGGUUGUUAAUUUCUCCUGUUGCCUUAAAAAGGGAGCACAGUGUUCUUUUUAAAGUCAGGGUACAUAAAAGGCAUACAAUCAACUCGUAAUUGCUUGCCAAAAAACUGCAUUAAAGCCAGAGGUUAAAAGUAAACAAUAAACUAAAUAGCCUGCUUUUUUUGCUUGAUAGAAGAUGUGUACGUUUUGGAUAAUAAGAUUGGUUAGGAAAGAGUAAACCAAAAACAUAAGAAAUCAGGCCAAGAUUUUCAAGUUUGAUCGUUAUUUUAAGUGGAAAAUCACCUAAAAUCAUAACUUUCACCUUUGAGACUAAAUGGUUUGUUGUUCUCCUGUAAUUUUGCUUCAGUGAAUGCAACAUCAUGGUUUUUUCCCAGUUUACUGUAGUGAUACUGCCCUGUUAUGGGAGCUUUUUUGUUUGUAAUAUUUAUUGUUCCAUCAACAUUAUUUGCCAUGACUUGUCUCUGACAUAAUUAUGUUGGGUGAAAUAGUGUAUUUUUUUUAAACAAAUGAUUUAAGUAAAUGAUACUUUUUGUUGUAGGGUAUGCUGUCACAAAUAUCAAGAGACCAAUAUCCCUGCCGUCUUUCAUCUGAAAAGAUUAAGCUUUUUGCGGCGUGGUAUGAACAUUCUCAAUUAAGCAAGGAACAAGAAGAGGAAGGCUCGAUGUCUCCUGGAAGGAAAAUGCUUUUCACUCCACGCGGGAAGAAGAUUGUGUUCAAUGCUGCAGUGGAAAUUCCACUUUUGAGAAAGUGGUAUGAGGAGAAUCCUAAACCAGAUCUAAAGGAUUUAACAGGAUAUGCUGAAAUCCUGAACAGUUUGGAAGAACGAAAGUCAAAGGAACAAGUACUGGCUCGUCAUGUGAAUACUUGGUUCAAAAAUGAAAGAGCAAGGUUAAGGAGGGAAGGACUUUUAGAGGACUUGUCCAGACCUUCCAUGGCUGUUGUAACUACUUCUUAGCCAAUCAUAAUAUUAUUUUAAAACAAGUCUUAUUAAUGUAAAAUAUAAUAUUACAUGUAAACAAGUCUUUUCUCUGCUAGCACAAUGUACAUUUUGUAUCCUGUUAAUGAUCAACCCCUAAUUUAAAAAAAAUGAUAGCAAAGGGGUUGGAGUAAGCACUUUCCCAAAAACAAAGCUGGCUGCUUCCAGGGAACUAGACUUUCUCAAAGGACAUUUCCAAUUUCUACCGUUUAGGUCGUCUGUUGGGAAACGGUUACACUGUUGCUAUGGUGACCUUUCAUUCUUGUGAUUGCAUGGGGACUAUUCAAGUGAAAAAGACGAGUAAGUUGUGUUUAAAUAGUUCAUUCCAGUGCAAGUUUUGGAAAAUGCUGAACAGUUUAGGGCGGCUAUCGAAAAUCACAUGAUAGACUACUAAGUUUUAGGAAGGAAAAUGUAUUGAUAACUAGUAACCUUUUUUAAUUGCAAAUCUAGCUUAUACCCUCUCACCUCUACAGAAUCUGCAAUGUAAGAUAAACUGUUGGUUCCCUGCGUGAUUUUUACCUUUUGAUUUGCUCAUGAAAAUACAGUGGAUAUAUACAGACAAUAUGAACAGUAUUUAUUGCUAAAUUUCAUAUAUUUAUUUAUUAUUAUGUACUAUACAUGUAGAAGACUCG
Porites lobata is the source of this 5932-nucleotide messenger RNA. The record is from the annotation of a GenBank genome assembly. Lineage: Eukaryota; Metazoa; Cnidaria; Anthozoa; Scleractinia; Poritidae.